Molecule: messenger RNA, 411 nt
Organism: Paramecium tetraurelia
Lineage: Eukaryota; Ciliophora; Oligohymenophorea; Peniculida; Parameciidae
Exons: 2
Source: RefSeq, a predicted model, not a curated record
AUGAGUGAAGAGCAUGUAGAAUAAAGACCUGAGACAUCGAAAUGUUCUCGACUGGAUAAAAGGAGAAUGAUAAGUCAGAAUUCGUAAAGAAAUCGUACUGCAAUAUAAAGCAGAACUGCUUAAAAUUUUAACCCGAAUAGUUAUAAUGGGAUGACAUUGGAAGAAUAUUUUAGAAAUAAAGUUUAAGAAAAUGUUAAUGCAUAAGUAGAUAAAAAAAAAAAAUUUUUGGUAACAAGCAAUGAAUUCUUUAAAGAAUUCUAAAACUAAGAUGUUAUGAGAAGAACAUAUAUGGGAGAUAGCAAGUAUAUGAAUAUGAAGUAGGACAUGAAAAAGAAAACCUAGGAUUAUGAUAAAGAUUUGUUUUAAAAAUAUGCUAAUAAAUUUGAUUUGGGAAAUGGUUUCGGAAAGUGA